UCCUGAACCAUCUCACUGUCCGGUUUCUUUAUCGCUGAAUCUAUGCUGCGGUUGUCUUCAGUGUUUCUAUAGCAUAAUUCUGAUAUUUAUGAGUUACCAUGACCACCACAACACCAGCCGUGGUCACGGAACCUCCUGGAUUAGAAACCCAACGCAAAGAAAUCGAGUCUCUUCUUCAGGAACAUGAACUUCGCUCCGGGGACAGUUGGUACCUGGUGGAGACGCGCUGGUAUGAGCAGUGGAAGGAGUAUGUGGAGACUGGAGACCAGAACUCCUCCUCCUUCCCUGGACAGAUUGAUAACACAGAGCUAUUUGAGGAUCAGGACUCGUACCACCUGAAGGAACGUCUGGUGGAAAACGAGGACUUUGUAUUGGUCCCUGCUGAGGCCUGGCACAAGCUGCUGACCUGGUACGGCCUAGUAGACGAGCAGCCUCCUCUGGAACGCAAGGUUGUAGAUCUUCCCAGCACUCUGAAGGUGGAGGUGUACCCUGUCGAGAUCUUCCUGUGUCUCCAUAGCAACAUGGAGAAUGUCAUCACGGCCCAGUUCAGCCGUGCAGACCACAUACACACCAUCCAGAAGAAGAUGCAACAUCAGUUUGAGGUAGCAGAGGGGGCGGAGACCCGGCUGUGGAUGAAGAGUUCCGACACCAGCUGUGAGAGGCUCAGGAACGUGCAUGUGAGCGUGCUGGACUCCUGCCUCAGCUCUAACAUGACGGUGAUAAUGGAGAUGAGGAAUGCGGAUGGGACCUGGCCUAGUUCCAGACCCCAGAUCAUGAGGAACUCUGUGGAGGAGCAGGAUUCCUACCGGGGCCAGCCAGGGGUGUGUGGUCUCACUAACCUUGGAAACACCUGCUUCAUGAACUCUGCCCUGCAGUGCCUGAGCAACACUCCUCCCCUGACGGAGUACUUCCUGCUGAGCUCCUACCUGGAGGAGCUGAACUUCACCAACCCUCUGGGUAUGAAGGGGGAGAUAGCCGAGGCCUACGCUGACGUCAUCAAGCAGAUGUGGUCUGGCCGACACUACUCUGUGGUGCCGCGUAUCUUCAAGACCAAAGUAGGCCACUUUGCGUCCCAGUUCCUUGGCUACCAGCAGCAUGACUCUCAGGAGCUGCUCUCCUUCCUGUUGGACGGCCUACACGAGGACUUGAACCGCGUCAAAAACAAGGAGUACAUCGAGCUGAGGGAUGCAGACGGGAGGCCAGACCAGGAAGUAGCAGAGGAGGCGUGGCGAAACCACCGGCGGCGGAACGACUCUGUGAUCGUGGACACGUUCCACGGCCUGUUCAAGUCCACGCUGGUGUGCCCCGAAUGCCACAAGGUGUCUGUGACCUUCGACCCCUUCUGCUACCUGAGUGUGCCGCUGCCCGUCAGCAAGGAUAGGGUCAUGGAGGUCUUCUUUGUCUCUUUGGACCCAGAGGCCAAGCCUGUCCAGCAUCGCCUCGUGGUGCCGAAGGCUGGUAAGGUGUCAGACCUGUGUUCCACCCUCUCCCAGAUGACCAAUGUCCCGGCCAAUCACAUGGUGGUAGCAGACGUGUUUAACCACCGCUUCUAUAAGAUCUACCACGCUGACGAGUCUCUCAGCUGCAUCCUGGACCGAGACGACAUCUUUGUGUAUGAGCUGAACAGCGGCUCGGUGGAAGAGGAUGGUGAGGAGGUGGUCCUGGCCCUCUACCUGCGGGAGAGAUCCCACUACCGGGACUACGGCUCAGGCAGCAGCAGCUACGGCACCUGCCUGUUCGGCCACCCCCUCCUCUUGGCAGUGCUGCGCAGUCAGUGCACCCGCGACGCCCUCUACCUCCUCUUCCUGCAGCGGCUGGCACGCUACGUGCGCCCCCCAGACCCCUCGGAGGAGGUGGAGGAAGAGGAUGAGGAGGGUGGAGAGGAGGAAGAUGAGGAAGAGGAGGAGGAGGAAUACAAGACCCAGACCAACGGCGUGAGCGACGAAGACGGUGAGGAGGACUUAGAGGCAGCAGGCCCCUCCCAGAGAGACCCAUGCUGUGAUGGUGGACAGGGCGACAUCCCAGCAGACAGCUCCACAACAAACCAGCCCCGCCCUGUCCCCAUCCCUCCUCAGCUUGACCACGCCCAUACAGAGCCAGCCAGUAGCGGGGCCGGGGCAGAAGACAACCACCCUGCCUCCUGCAGCGGCUCUACCAAUGCUAAUGCUAACAUCACCGCUAAUGCUAGCUUCAAUGCUGUCGCUAAAGCCUGUGGAAAUGGCAGUGAUGAUGCUAAUGCCACUGCAAACGAAAAUUCCAAUGUCUAUUCUGCAGACAAUGGUAAUGGUAGUGUCUACAACAGCACUACUACUAAUGCCAACUUUAAUGCUAGCGCUACAACCUUGAAUAAUAGCAGUUUGGGCGCUUGUGGUAAUGCUAACGCGGGUGCUGCAGCACUAGUAGACAACCUCCAGGGGGCAUCCCAGCAGCCCACUGAGACUUCAGAUGUUGAGGAGGCAGAAGAGAAGGAGGCGUGUCCUGGCGGGUCUAACCAGAGGCAAAAGAGGAAGACCUGCCAAUCCAAACGCAGGAAGCCGCUCUUCUCCAUCCAGGCGGUCAACUCCAAUGGCACCACGGAGAGAGGGAUGGGAGAGGGGGGCACAGCCUUCUCUUUUAGCUCCCAACCCUAUGUGGCUAUUGACUGGGACCCGGACAUGAAGAAGAAGUUUUAUAACGAGAAUGAGGCAGAGAAAUAUGUGAAGCACAGCAGUAUGGAGGUGUCCCAGCAGCAGACCAGGGUGCAGCUGCAGGAGUGCAUCGCCCUCUUCACCACUGUGGAGACCCUGGAGGAGGAGAACCCAUGGUACUGCCCCCAGUGUAAGAAGCACCAGCUGGCCACUAAGAAGCUGGAUCUGUGGUCGCUACCGGAGGUUCUCAUCAUCCACCUCAAGCGCUUCUCCUACACCAAGUACUCCCGAGAGAAGCUGGACAUCAUAGUCGACUUCCCCCUCAGACACCUGGACUUCUCUGGCAGUCUGCUGAGGAAGAGCCUGAGCCAUGGGGAGCCUCCCAGUUGCUACGACCUCAUUGCUGUGUCCAAUCACUAUGGAGGACUCAGAGAUGGACAUUACACCAGCUAUGCUAAGAACAAGGACAAUGGACAGUGGUACUACUUUGACGACAGCAAGGUGACUUACGCCCGGGAGGAACAGAUAGUGACCAACGCUGCCUACCUCCUGUUCUACCAGCGACAGGACAAGAUCCGCCAGCCCACCCUCCCCGCACCCACCGACGAUGGCGCCGCCUCCCCCACCCAGGCUGCUAAUGAUGUCACUUCCUCUAAGCAUGACAGCACGGACGGAGCCACGCCCUGUGUCACUAUGGAAACUGACUGAAGCUGAUUAUUUGGGGGGGGGGGGGGGGGCAGAGGUUAUCCGUUUUUUUCCCUUCCCUUCUUCAAGUUGCUGGGUCUUUUCGGUUUUUAUAUUGAUUUUUUGUUUUCGUUUCGCUUUUUCUAUUCCAAAAACACUUGAAGCCCUCUGCCUCUGCUUCUGAGAACCAAGAGAGAGAGAGGCUUAGUAGAUAGAUGGGUAAGAAAUAAAGAGAGGAAGAGAGAGAGAGGCUUAGUAGAUAGAUGGAGGAUGAAUAAAGAGAGAAAGAGAGGGAAGAGAGAGAGGCUUAGUAGAUAGAUAGGGGAGAGAGAGGCAGGGGCAAGUAUCUCAGGCUGAGGAGGAAGCGAGAGGGGGACGAUGUUCAUGCUUCUGUUUCUCAACACAUAAAUGCUGAUGGAGUGAAUUUGCGUAACUGUUGUGACAGAACCUGGUGUCGGAUGCUUGGCUAACAAUUUCAGAACAGCCUGUCAAGGCAGAUGGUAAAUUCCAGUCAUGUGAAGACAUACUAUACUGUAUAAGGCUAUUAGUGCUAAGACUAGCACAGACGGGACACAUUUAGAUGUAUGUACCUGUCACUUUAAACCUUUCUUCUUCCGUUACUUCACUGAUCUGUCAUGACUGGGUUGGUGACAGCUGUGAAGCACAUGUUUCCACACACCCAGACAUGAUUGAUCAGAGACUCUUACCUAAAGGAUUACCUAAAGUAAGGAAGUAAGGCAGCAUUUUUAGAUCAUUCAAAGAGGCCCUAGUUCGGCUGGAUCAGGACUUCUACAGGUCUCUGUGUGUCUAGAAUGCUAGAAUCAACAUUACCUUUUACCCCUGAUUUCACGUCACAGGUCCUGAAGUGUUAGUAGAUUGUAAUAAAGAGGUUGGUAUUAGCAGAAACCGAUGUAUCACCUGAAAAUUCAGUGCUGCAAUGUGCUUUAAACAGAAGGUUAAGGAGAGCGCCGGACAAUACUAUUGGAGAGGAUACAGGAUAGAUUGAUUGAAGCUUAUACAAUUAUAGCUUUGUUUAUCAUUUAUUUUUCUCUUGAUUGAUCUGUUUAUUUAUUUUUUAAUUGAUUUAUCAGAGCCUUUACGAGUUUGACCACUUAGACGCGCACACACACACACACACCACUUCAUUCUGGAGGUCUUCCAUGUAUUGUUACUGCUUUUUCACUGUUAUAGCAGUUAUACUGAGGAAAUAUUGAUUGUUUCAGCAUAUUAACAGAUGCCUAUUUUUCAGAUUCAAAUGGAAAUGUUAUUCUUAUUCUGGGGAGUGGAUCAAAUACACAUCACAAUUAAGAUACAAUUAUUUUCCUUUUUUCUUUCUUUUACUCUGUGCAAUUUCAAAAUCCAGAGCUACAGAUAAGUACUUUCUGGGCAGAGCUCUUGAUAAUUUUUUAAAAGCCCAUCUGUACAGUAUUUUUGUAUUGUAAUAAAUGUAUUAUCUCUGGA
Molecule: messenger RNA, 4772 nt
Organism: Hypomesus transpacificus
Lineage: Eukaryota; Metazoa; Chordata; Actinopteri; Osmeriformes; Osmeridae
Gene: usp11
Product: ubiquitin specific peptidase 11
Exons: 21
Coding region: 99-3335 (1078 amino acids)
Biological process (GO): protein deubiquitination
Molecular function (GO): cysteine-type deubiquitinase activity
Source: RefSeq, a predicted model, not a curated record